Messenger RNA from Triticum dicoccoides, 2388 nucleotides. Its product is annotated as G-type lectin S-receptor-like serine/threonine-protein kinase B120. The coding region runs from base 21 to 2315 and encodes 764 amino acids. Gene Ontology annotation, cellular component: plasma membrane. The transcript has 7 exons. The record is from RefSeq and is a predicted model, not a curated record. Gene Ontology annotation, molecular function: ATP binding; protein serine/threonine kinase activity. NCBI's taxonomy places the organism in Eukaryota, Viridiplantae, Streptophyta, Magnoliopsida, Poales, Poaceae. Gene Ontology annotation, biological process: protein phosphorylation; recognition of pollen.
UGGCACACAAAGGAGGCGUAAUGGAUAUGUCCUACUUCCCCAUUUUCAUCCUCCUGUUCUUGUUUCCUUUCAGCAAAUCUGACGAUCAACUGGCACAGGGGAAGCCACUCUCAGCCGGUGACAUCCUCAUCUCCAAGGACGGCGUCUUCGCUCUCGGCUUCUUCUCCCCCGCCAACUCCAACAAGAGCCUAUAUGUUGGAAUUUGGUUCUACAACAUCCCGGAGAGCAGCCGCGCCAUCGUAUGGGUCGUCAAUCGCGACAACCCGGCCACCACCGCUUCACCCGCGACACUCGCCAUCAGCGUCAAGUCCGACCUCGUGCUGUCGGAUUCUGAAGGCCGCACGCUUUGGAUGACAAAGAACAACAUCACGGCCGAUGAAGACGCUAGAGCUUCUGCGGUGCUGCUCGACACGGGGAACUUGGUCCUCCGGUCGCCGAACGGUACAGUCAUAUGGCAGAGUUUUGAUCACCCGACAGACACCAUCCUGCCCGGCAUGAGAUUUCUGCUGAGCUACAAGGGCCGUGUGAUGGGGCGCCUUGUCGCUUGGAAGGGCCCGGAUGACCCAUCCGUAGGAGACUUCUCGUUCGGUCUUGACCCAGACUUGGACAUGCAGAUGGUCACUUGGCACGGUGACAAGCUGUACUGCCGCAUCAGCGUGUGGAACGGCGCGUCGGUGUCCGGCGGCACAUACCCAGGCAACAGCAGCUCCGUCGUGUACCAGACCAUCGUCAACACAGGGGACAGGUUCUACCUAAUGUACUCGGUCUCCGACGACUCACCGUACGCGCGCAUCAUGCUCGACUACACCGGCACCAUGAGGCUCCUCACCUGGAACAGCUACUCCUCAUCGUGGAUAGCCACAUCCGAGCGCCCCUCCGGCGGUUAUGGCGUCUAUGCCUCGUGUGGCCUGUUUGGCUACUCUGACUUCACGGGGGCCGCCCCCACAUGCCAGUGCUUGGAUGGGUUUGAGCCUGAUCCAAUGAACUCCUCGAGAGGGUGCCGGAGAGUGGAAGCACUGAAAUGUGGCAGCAAAAAUCAUUUUCUGCGCUUGUCCGGAAUGAAGGUGCCUGACAGGUUCUUGCACAUCCGAAACAGAAGCUUUGACCAGUGCGCGGCGGAGUGCAGCCGCAACUGCUCGUGCACAGCGUAUGCUUACGCCAACCUCAGCAGUGCAGGCACUCUGGGGGAUCAGACAAGGUGCUUGGUUUGGACAGGGGAGCUUGUCGACACGUGGAAGACCAACAACUAUGGCGAGAACCUGUACAUCCGCCUCGGGGACUCUCCUGCUGCAGUUCAGAAAAAUAGCAAUUUAGUGAAGAUUGUGCCGCCGGUUGUAGCAUGCCUGCUGCUACUCACGUGCAUAGCCAUUGUCUUGAAAUGGGUACGGCGAAAGAAGGAAAUCAAGAAGACACUGAUGCUACGAUACUUGAGUGCUUCUAGUGAUCUUGGAGGCAAAAAUUCAGAUUUUCCAGUUGUUAGUUUCGAAGAUAUUGUGGCCGCAACGGAUAAUUUCUCCGACUCCAAUAUGCUUGGAAUGGGAGGUUUCGGCAAAGUUUACAAGGGAAUACUGGAAGGUGACAAGGAAGUUGCUAUCAAAAGGCUUGGCAGUGGUUCUGGGCAAGAUAGUACAAGAAAAGAUGUCCUUGAUUGGCUGACACGGUUUAAAAUAAUUAAAGGGGUGGCAAGAGGCCUUCUUUAUCUCCACCAAGAUUCAAGAUUAACAAUAAUUCAUAGAGAUCUUAAAGCAAGCAACAUUUUGUUGGACAAAGAAAUGAGCCCUAAAAUAUCAGACUUUGGUAUGGCAAGGAUAUUUGGUGGAAAGCAGCAGCAAGGAAACACUAUUAGAGUUGUUGGAACAUACGGUUACAUGUCUCCAGAAUAUGUGAUGGGUGGCGCCUUUUCUGUUAAGUCGGACAUCUACAGCUUUGGUGUUCUUCUCUUGGAGAUUGUAAGUGGCUUGAAGAUCAGCUCACCUCAGCUCAUAAUGAACUUUCCAAACCUUACAACAUAUGCGUGGAGAUUAUGGGAAGAUGGAAAUGCAAUGGAACUGGUGGACUCAGCAAUUGCUGGUAGUUGUCCAAUUGAUGAAGUUCUACGGUGCAUUCAUGUGGGACUCUUGUGUGUUCAACACCAUUCAGAUGCUAGGCCACUCAUGUCAUCAGUUGUGUUUAUGUUGGAGAAUGAAAUCGCUUUGCUUCCAGAGCCGGAGCAACCUGCAUAUUUUGCAGCAAGAAAUCGGGAAAAUGGACAUACUAGGAAGAACAAGGAUAACUCACAAAAUACCAUGAGUAUCACAACACUAAUAGGGCGUUAGAUGUUUAAUGUCAACUUCUACAAUAUAUUUGAACCCCGUAAAAGGUGUAAACUCUCUAAUUUACUGUACAUAA